Molecule: messenger RNA, 909 nt
Organism: Monoraphidium neglectum
Lineage: Eukaryota; Viridiplantae; Chlorophyta; Chlorophyceae; Sphaeropleales; Selenastraceae
Exons: 3
Coding region: 1-909 (302 amino acids)
Molecular function (GO): lipid binding
Source: RefSeq, a predicted model, not a curated record
AUGUUUGACAAGGACGUGCCGGGCUUUGUUAAGUACACGGCCUGGCGCCGCACGCUGCCGGGGGGCAAGACGGAGUACAAGAGCGUCACCACGGCGCCCGACGUGACGCCGCAGGAGUUCAUGGAUAUGUACCUGGACGACGGCUUCAGGCGCAACUGGGACGGCAUGGUUAUCCACCAUGAGGUGCUGGAGCACGGCAACUUCGCAGAGCGCCAGCAGGUGGUGCGCUGGAUCCGCCGCUUCCCCUUUGCCUUCCUCAGCGACCGCGAGUACUCGAUCGCGCGCCGCCUCUUCCGCGGCGCGGACGGCUCGCUCACGGCCUGCACCAAGUCUGUCGUGCACCCCCGCGAGUACAAGAACAGCUCCCUGGUGCGCAUGGACGUCUACUGGAGCCACUGGCGCUCCGUCGCCGUCGACUGCCCCUGGGGCAGCGGCAAGCCCGCCACCCAGACGACGCUGCUGCACCAUGAGCAGUUCAAGAUCCCCGAGCGCCUCGCGCGCUUCGCCGUCACACACGGCAUGUGGGGCUUUGUGCGCAAGCUGUCCUCGACGGUGCCGCAGUACGCAGAGGCGCGCCGGCGGCGCUGCCACCCGCUCAAGGAGGACGCCGACGCAUAUGGCGCCGGCUUCGCGCCCAACCCGCCGCACCGCCACGGCGCCGCCGCCGGCGGCGCCGCGGACGACGGCACCUGCAGCGCCGCCGCAGCCGCGGACUCGCCCGGCGGCGGCCGCGCGGACGCGUACCGGCCGCGCGGCGGCGGGCUGCGCACAAAGGCGGCGCUGCUGCUGAUCGGCGGCGUGGCCCUGGCCGCCGGCGCGGGCCGCGUCGGCGGCGGGCGGCGCGGGCGGCGCGCCGCGCUGGGGGCGACGGCCUUUGCGGAGGCCGACCCCGCGGAGUGCGUUGAGUGA